This is a messenger RNA of Pleurotus ostreatus (oyster mushroom), 1500 nucleotides long. RefSeq lists its product as uncharacterized. Bases 1 to 1500 code for a protein of 499 amino acids. NCBI's taxonomy places the organism in Eukaryota, Fungi, Basidiomycota, Agaricomycetes, Agaricales, Pleurotaceae. The record is from RefSeq and is a predicted model, not a curated record. Gene Ontology annotation, molecular function: oxidoreductase activity, acting on paired donors, with incorporation or reduction of molecular oxygen; monooxygenase activity; heme binding. The transcript has 10 exons.
AUGCUCGAAGACACUCCUUACCUGUAUCUCGCUGGCGCUGGUGUUUGCAUCCUCUUGACCAACCUAUGGCUUGACUACACUACUCCCAACCUCAAAUCUAUCCCCACCGUUGGUCCAUCGGGACGUUUGACUUCCUUUCUGGGUGUCUACAGAUACCUCAAGAAUGGACAGGCUGUUAUACAAGAGGGCGUCGAGAAAUACAAAUCUGCCAUCUUCAGAAUUCCGAUGGUGGACAAAUGGGCUGUUAUUGUUAGUGACAGCAAGUCCAUAGAUGAUAUUCGACAAGCUCGAGAUGAGGAUCUAUCGUUCUACGAUGCCGUCAAUGAUGGUCUGCAAACUGAAUAUAUCGUGGGACGUGAUGUCACCGAUAAUCACUACCACGUUGAGGUUGUGAGGUCAGCUCUCACCCGAAGCCUAGUCGCCCGAUUUGGGGAUAUACGGGAUGAAAUUGUGGCGGCCUUUAACGACAACAUUCCUUCAAAACCCGGCGAAUGGGUUUCAGUAUCCGCAUUGGAGACAGUCAUGCAAGUCGUUUGCCGAACAAGUAAUCGCCUCUUUGUUGGCCUGCCAUUAUGUCGCGAUCCCGACUACUGUGAUCUUAACAUCACCUUUACCAUGGAUGUAUUCAUUCGCGGGGCACUGCUCAGUUCAAUGCCGGCAUUCAUUCGCCCGCUUAUAGGCCCUCUAAUGUCGCCUAUGUCUUCAACGUUCAAGCGGACGGAAAAGCAUCUCCAGCCGCUGCUUGUACAACGCAUCGAAGAAGAAGAAAUUCUUGGCAAGGACAGACCCGAUAGACCUAAUGAUCUGAUAUCCUGGUUAAUCGAUACCGCUCCAGAGGACGAGAGAAACAUGAGCUCGUACAUCAAGCGUAUUUUGGUCGUCAAUUUCGCUGCCAUCCACACAUCGUCCAACAGUUUUACUCAAGCCCUCUUCCAGCUUGCUGCCCACCCUGAGUAUCUUUUGCCUCUAAGAGAAGAGGUCGAAGCCAUCAUAAGCGAAGAAGGAUGGACUAAGGCCGCAAUGGGAAAGAUGCUCAAAAUCGACAGCUUUAUCCGUGAAUCGAUUCGAUUCGAAGGUUUAGGUGCUCUUGUCAUGACACGCCGCGUCGCCAAACCUGCUGGCUUUACCUUCUCUAACGGUACACAUCUUCCUCAAGGAACUUUCCUCGCGUGCGCCGGGUGGUCUGUUCACCACGAAGCUAACAUAUACCCAAAUCCGAUGGAAUUCGAUGGCUUCCGUUUCUCCAACAUGCGUGAAGAUGGGGCGGCGACAAAGCAUCAGAUCGUAAAUACAACGACAGAGCAUCUCGCGUUUGGCCAUGGGAGACACGAGUGUCCGGGACGGUUCUUCGCAGCUAACGAACUCAAAGCCAUGCUUGCCCACGUUGUGCUGACCUACGAUGUCCGGCUCGAAGGUGAUCUACCUGGCAAUCGGUGGUUCGGCUCUGCCGCCUUGCUCAAUAAGGAUGCUCAGGUCAUGUUCAGAAAGAGGCAGGUCUAA